Messenger RNA from Phanerochaete carnosa HHB-10118-sp, 2527 nucleotides. RefSeq lists its product as uncharacterized. Bases 90 to 1001 code for a protein of 303 amino acids. The record is from RefSeq and is a predicted model, not a curated record. The transcript is spliced from 5 exons. Lineage: Eukaryota; Fungi; Basidiomycota; Agaricomycetes; Polyporales; Phanerochaetaceae. Gene Ontology annotation, molecular function: oxidoreductase activity.
AGCCACACUGCAGAAGCAGAGGCAGAGCCAGGGAUAUAUAAUGGCUUGCACGACGCCAGAAUUCUGCUCUCCCAAACCACAUUCACGCCAUGUCGAACGUCCCAGAGCAGUUCAAGCCCGGCUACAAGGUCCCGUACCAGAGGCAGGAUGACACCCCCGGUCUCCAACAGAAACUCAGCCCCGCACCCAUUGACGACAUCACUCCCGAUGGGAAGCCGUACAAGGCAGCAGGAAAGCUAGAGGGUCGCACUGCGAUCAUCACUGGCUCCGAUAGUGGUAUCGGCAGGGCUGUUGCUAUUCUUUUCGCACUCGAGGGUGCCGACCUUACCCUUCAUGCUACUGAGAAGGAAAAGGAUGAGCUCAAGGACGUAGAGCGCUGCAUCCACGAAAAGACGGGUGGUAAGCGUAAAGUUGCGACCGUCAUCUCCGACCUUCGCGAAGAAGUGCUCUGCAGACAACUCGUGUCUCAGCACGCUGAAGCUCAUAAUGGGAAGCUGGACAUCCUUGUCCUAAAUCACGGAAACCAAAAUGCCGUGACAGAUAUCACGGAACUGCCUAGCGAGCAAUGGGUUCGCACUUUCGACACCAACAUCCAUUCAUUCUUCUACAUCGUCAAGGCUUCAAUUCCGUAUCUUGAAAAGAGCCCGUACCCGAGCAUCAAUUUUAACGGCUCCAUCAACAUGGCUGUCGGCCACCCGGAGCUUUUGGACUACACGGCUACCAAGGGCGCCAUCAUCGCCUUUAUGAGGGCCCUCAGCAACCAGAUUGUCGGAGAGAAGGGUAUCAGGUGCAAUGCCGUUGCCCCUGGGCCUAUUUGGACCCCGCUAAUCCCCGCUACAAUGACGGACGACAGCAUCAAGACCUUCGGUGCAAGUGUUCCUAUGAAGCGUGCCGGACAGCCUGUUGAAAUUGCCACUUGUUUCGUGUUCCUUGCCUCCGCGGACUCCGGCUACAUCAGCGGACAAGUCCUUCACGUCAAUGGUGGCGUUGUCAUCAACUAGAAAUGCUAACAUUAUCAGACAGAUCGCGCUGUAAAACACAAUAGCCUCUUGUAGAAUAUACACAUGCAUAAGCCGAGUGUAGAAUGACAAGAUGUCGCAUACUUGACUUAUACUUCCAGCACUACAUGUAACCGCUUUCGACCGAGUCCUUGCAUCGUUGCUCCAAAGUGGCAAUCCGGCCUUUGACACCGCUUCCGCUGUCUGAUGAGGUAGAACUAUCUGCCCCUCGUAAGAGUGGACGCAGCGGCGAACGUGGAGGGCGAACGAUAGCUGCUCUCAAGGGGUCCGGGUCACGGCUGGGGCUACGUGCACAUAACACAAGCAGAUGAGCAGGGAUAGGCGGCACUGGGGGAAUGGCUGUCGGAGCUGGCAGACCAGAAACGGAGGAGGGUGUAGGAAGGAUGCGCGAACCGGAGCUCGAGACCGGCUGGUUGUCUAGUUCGUGGACCGGAGAUAUCGCAGGCGGGCGAGGGAGUUGUCGAGAGCUGUGUUGCGAGCGUUGGGAAGGCUGUCGUUUGAUCCGGCGGUCACUCAUGGGCUCGGCCGACGAAUAAUCUGUCGAAUCGUCCGACGACUCCAACGCCGGGCGGCGGCAGUCUCGCACGCUCGAAUAACCCACACGAGGCGUGUGCUCCCCUUCGUCCGCAGAGGCCGACGAGAUCGGGAAGAACGCAGAUACUGCGGUGCGACCCGGUAAACCUGGUACGUAACUCGGUCGAGCGCGCUCUUGUAUCCGCGCCAGAGCCAUGGCGCGUUUCUUCUCCUGCACUCGCGACGCAAAGGAGGUCAUGCCUGCGCCGACGCCUUCCAUGCGCGGCGUCUUCCCGGGACUCGGGACGACAUCCUCGGGAUCGCUGUCGGUGGUUCGUGAUCCACCCUUCGGAGCUCUUCUCGAGUUUCGUGCUGGAUCUCCGUGGGAGGUGCGGGACCGUCUCCUGCCCACCUUUGCGGAAUGCAGAACAGCUUCGAUCUCGUCAUCAGAGCCGGCGUCGUGUUUGAGAUCCAAGUUCCCAAGCUUCUUCGGCGGUCUUGCCAGAAUGUCCAUAUCACUGAUGUCGCCCGCAGAACCUGCCGUGGAAUACACACUGCACUCGGACUUUUCACUGCGGAUUGGUGGAUGGGGCAGCUCAGAGCUCAGACGGUCCGGGUUCGUCACGCGUAGCGAUCCGGCGCGGCUAGUCGGAUAUGGUGGCAACGAUAUGUCAUCCUCAGGUUCUUCCUCUACCGGAGUGACAGAAAGCAAUUUGUUCGAUGCUUGGGCGGCGAUACUUGUGCUCGAGAGGGGCGGGCCUUCUGUCGUGUGGGAGCAGAAGGACUGAGAAGACUUGAUGUAUGCACCAGUAGCGGAGAGCAGACCUGCGCUGGGAGGCGGGUCGAUGGAGAUGAAAUUGAAAAUGCGGAUAGGCAAUGUGACGGAGACGUCUGGUGACAGCGAGCCUGCACUAAUCGUGACACGGACGGAGUACUCGACUUCUAAGAGGCGCGAUCGAGUAAUGGAUAGUGCGUCGGCCUUGUCAAGGUGCGUG